This is a messenger RNA of Doryrhamphus excisus (bluestripe pipefish), 3453 nucleotides long. It is a transcript of the gene gpr61l, whose product is annotated as G protein-coupled receptor 61-like. Gene Ontology annotation, biological process: G protein-coupled receptor signaling pathway. Gene Ontology annotation, cellular component: signaling receptor complex; endosome; plasma membrane. Gene Ontology annotation, molecular function: G protein-coupled receptor activity. NCBI's taxonomy places the organism in Eukaryota, Metazoa, Chordata, Actinopteri, Syngnathiformes, Syngnathidae. The record is from RefSeq and is a predicted model, not a curated record.
CCAUACCAGUGGUCUCUCUGGUCUUCUCUCAUUACCUACCAGUGGUCUCUCUGGUCUUCUCUCAUUACCUACCAGUGGUCUCUCCGGUCUUCUCUCAUUACCUACCAGUGGUCUCUCCGGUCUUCUCUCAUUACCUACCAGUGGUCUCUCCGGUCUUCUCAUAUGACAACCAGUGGUCUCGCCGGCCUUCUCUCGUUACAUGCCGGUGGUCUCUGUUCUUCUCUCGUUACAUACCAGUGGUCUCUCUGGUCUUCUCAUGUUACAACAAUUGGUCUCUUCGGUCUUCUCUCGUUACAUACCAGUGGUCUCUCCGGUCUUCUCUCGUUACAUACCAGUGUUCUCUCUGGUCUUCUCAUGUUACAACCAGUGGUCUCUCCGGUCUUCUCAUGUUACAACCAGUGGUCUCUCCGGUCUUCUCUCGUUACAUACCAGUGUUCUCUCUGGUCUUCUCAUGUUACAACCAGUGGUCUCUCCGGUCUUUCGAUACAUACCAGUGGUCUCUGUUCUUCUCUCGUUACAUACCAGUGGUCUCUCUGGUCUUUUAACGUUACAACCAGUGGUCUCUCCAGUCUUCUCUCGUCACAUACCAGUGGUCUCUCCGGUCUUCUCUCGUUACCUACCAGUGGUCUCUCCGGUCUUCUCAUAUGACAACCAGUGGUCUUGUCGGCCUUCUCUCGUUACAUGCCGGUGGUCUCUGUUCUUCUCUCGUUACAGUGGUCUCUCAAGUACAAUCAUUUACAGUCAUGUGAUCCUAAUGUAACUGUUUCAGACAUUCCCACGCUUGGCUCAAACACAGGGCCUUUGGAAUGGGAGUGGACGCAGUGAGGUUUAGCAGGGUACAUAAAUGUGACAAAUGGCUGGCAUUUGUCACAAUUAUUUUAAAGAAUAUAUUCUUAAAUAAGCCAAAUUUGACUAAACAAUAUUCACCGAGAGUGUGAUCUCUAAUGAGCGCUGGGUCGGAAACAUUGACAAUAAAAGCAGUCGCUUGCUGUAUUUUUAAAUGAACUGCCCAAGAUGGGAGAAACUGCAUCUGAAGCUCCCAUCAGCACCAUCUACGUAUCUCUGCAUGCGCUUUAAAAUGUCUGUGUCGGAUAUAUACUGGCUGAUAUACUACUUUGUUCCUUUACCAAUAUUUAUAUAUUCACAUAUUAUACAUGGUGGGUAGUAGGACUACCAAUAUUUAUAUAUUCACAUAUUAUACAUGGUGGGUAGUAGGACCCGGUGAAGACUGGCCUCUUGUCAAUAGGGGACAGUGGAGUGUGUGUCAGUUUGAAGAGGGAAAACACACACACACACACGCAACACAAUGUGACAGUCAGUGCCAUACACUGCACUAGACAUGAAUAGGGGUGAUCCUGGAGGGGGGGGAGAGGAUCUAACAUCAUAAUGGAGUGAAAGAUCAGCUGCCAUUUAACUGGAAAUGCACCCAUGUGAUGGGUCUGGACCUCUGGAGGGUUUCCGCAGGAGCAGUCCACCUGUUGUAUUCGGGUGACCGCAUGUGAAAAUCCUCACAAGGGAUGCUGACUCUUUAUUUAACAGACUUUUUUUUUAAAUCCUUUUAUGGGAACUGAGAUUGUGAACCGAGCUACAAGCAAGCAGAGGAUCAUGGGUCAUCCAGCUGUAACGACAUCUCAGAUGCAAACAGAUGAAGUUAUGGAAGAAUAAUGGCAGAAACGUCCAAUCCCAUGAUUCCGUCUGAUUCCUCCAAUCUAACAACUGCCCCAUGGGAGCAACAUCCUACAGUUCCAACAGAUGUCGGCGUAGUCACCGGCUCUCAGUCGCAACUCAAAGACCUGUUCGGAUUGUUCUGCAUGGUGACCCUGAACCUCAUAGCCCUGCUGGCAAAUGUGGGCGUGAUGGUGGCCAUCGCCCGCGCUCCGCACAUGAAGCGAUUCGCUUUCGUAUGCCACCUUUGUGCCGUGGACCUGCUGUGCGCCAUUCUCCUCAUGCCCCUGGGGAUCAUAUCCAGCUCGCCCUUUUUCGCCACUGUGGUGUUCACCGUUCUGGAGUGUCAGGUGUACAUCUUCCUCAACGUGUUCCUCAUCUGUUUGUCCAUUCUCACCAUCACGGCCAUCAGUGUGGAACGCUACUUCUAUAUUGUUCACCCCAUGCGUUACGAAGUCAAGAUGACUAUCAAUUUAGCGAUCGGGGUCAUGCUCCUUAUCUGGGUGAAGUCGGCGCUCUUGGCGUUGUUCACCCUCUUUGGCUGGCCAGCCUACGGGAACCAAAGCUCGAUCGCGGCGGCGCACUGCUCGCUCCACGCCAGCCACAGUCGCCUUCGAGGAGUGUUUGCAGUUGUCUUCACUGUGCUUUGCUUCCUGGUACCUUCAGUGAUUAUCUUUGUCGUUUACUGCGCGGUGUACAAAGUCGCUCGUUCGGCCGCCUUGCAGCAAGUCCCUGCUGUCCCAACGUGGGCUAGCGUGAACUCAGAUAAGAAUCGGUCGGACUCCAUCAGCAGCCAGGCCACCAUGAUCAACACCACCCGCGCUCUGCCACAGAGACUUUCUCCAGAAAGAGCGUUCGGCGGAGGAAAGGCGGCCCUCACUUUGGUAUUCAUCGUGGGUCAGUUCCUGAUCUGCUGGCUGCCCUACUUCGUCUUCCACCUGCAAAUGUCUUUGACGGGCUCCAUGCACAGUCCGGGGGACUUGGAAGAGGCGGUCAACUGGCUGGCGUUUUCUUCAUUCGCGGUGAACCCGUUCUUCUACGGCUUGCUCAACAGGCAGAUCAGAGAGGAACUUGUCAAGUUCCGACGCUGCUGCCUGACCCAGCCUGUGGAGUUGGCCGUUUCCAGCCACGAGGGCUCCCUGCAGGAGAACUUCCUCCAGUUCAUCCAGAGAACCAGCUGCACCGCUGAGAGACGCUCCAGCUGUAUCGACUCCAGUCCGAGAAACACUGUGGGCCACAGGGUGAAGAUUCCUGGGCAAAUACCAGAGGAUCACACUUAGGGACACAUUCAGGGACUUGUCCAUUAUUCCUUAAAGGGAAUAACUUCUGAAAACCGUUUGAAGCUUGCUGGUUCGAUCCUCCGUUCUCCCAUGUCAGAGUAUCCUUGGGCAAGAAACUGAACCCUGCUGCUUUGAGUACCGUGAAGUAGAAAAGCUGCCGGUAGUACCAGUUGGUACUACACAAUGGAAAAGGGGCGUACCAAUAAAACUACAGAACCCUGUCAUGUGGCCAAUAACAUUUGUGUUAUUCAUGCCCACCAAACUGUCCUACUUGAGCAGAGUAAGGACGGGGAGAGUCGGCAGGAGUCAUACAGACUAAAUACAAAUACUGAUUACUUCAAAAAACUCAAAAGUGAUAUAUUCUUCGCAUUGUUCAGAAAUUUAUAUAGAUAAUUGUAGUCAAGCAUAUUGGUAGCAUCGUGGGGCUACAUGAGUGCUGCUGGCACCGGGGAGCUGCGGUUCCCUGAGGGAAAAGAUGAAUUCCAACAUGUUCUGCGGCAUUGCGACA